Molecule: messenger RNA, 150 nt
Organism: Pochonia chlamydosporia 170
Lineage: Eukaryota; Fungi; Ascomycota; Sordariomycetes; Hypocreales; Clavicipitaceae
Product: ubiquinol-cytochrome C reductase, UQCRX/QCR9 like domain-containing protein
Exons: 3
Coding region: 1-150 (49 amino acids)
Biological process (GO): mitochondrial electron transport, ubiquinol to cytochrome c
Source: RefSeq, a predicted model, not a curated record
AUGCUGGCGGCUGUCUUCACUGCCGGUUUCGCCUUUGAAGUCGGCUUCAACAACGGCGUUAACAAGUGGUGGGACAACCACAACCGCGGCCGACAAUGGAAGGAUAUCCGAAGCAAGUACGUCGAGGAGGGUGCCGAGGAUGAGGAAUAA